Messenger RNA from Pseudo-nitzschia multistriata, 619 nucleotides. NCBI's taxonomy places the organism in Eukaryota, Bacillariophyta, Bacillariophyceae, Bacillariales, Bacillariaceae. The record is from the annotation of a GenBank genome assembly.
AGAAAAMGCCWUGGAAAYACGUAGAAGUCGAAUUGCGUCCAUCGCUCUCAUCCACUGCAAUCAUAGUUGUCAUACCGGUAGCAUCAGCCACUUCCUUGCAAGCGGCACCGUAAAGAACAAAAUCAAUCCAGAGAAUCCCUCUCCUGGACAAUCGAUGAACCAUGCCAGGAAUCUUUAGCACAUGCAUGACCCCGGGCAGAGUCGGGGGCGAGAGAAGACGAAGGAGGGGCUUCGAUAGCAUCAGCAGCUCGUCGAGCCGAACGGAUAGCAUGGAGAGCUCGAGCUAUUCCGAACGAAGCCGAAAGUCUGGUUGCAGCAGUUAUAGCCGUUCCACCRCCACCCGGGCACAAUCYUCCACCACAUCUCCACCGCGUGGGUUUUACUCAAACAAGGAACACAAGGCGAUGAUAUUCACGGCGGUAGCUGACCGAAGACUUGCCGGGGACCAAGAAUGCCCCAGCUCGUGUCAGAGGCAACAAAAACAACAGUAUCAACCAUCCGACCCUUCUUCGCCCUGCGAAUGGGGAUAUUUUGUUGAUACCGUUUAGUCGGCAGGAAAUGAGGCAGGAAUAGACAAGAACACAACGUGUUCGAACUAGAAUAGAGACAUACAUUAGAG